Molecule: messenger RNA, 531 nt
Organism: Strongylus vulgaris
Lineage: Eukaryota; Metazoa; Nematoda; Chromadorea; Rhabditida; Strongylidae
Source: the annotation of a GenBank genome assembly
UUGCUUUUAAGAAUUCAUGCGCCAAACAUAUCUUCUUCAUAUCACUGUCUGGCAAAAUUGUUGGAUGCCAUUGGGGAAGAAGGCACUGGAAAGGAAAUCCUUGGAAAGUUUGGGAAUCAAGUUCUUGAUAUUUGUCGCGUCAAAAUUCGCGAGUCUCUUCUUGAGGACGAGUACGAAGACGCUGAAAGAUUGGCGGCCCGCGAGGCUUCUCUCAUUCGUAUGGUUGUAACAAUUGGAGAGAUUGUACAGUUCUCUCCGCGGUUGAUGCCGGCUGGGCUCCGUCACUUUGACGCUUUAAAGACAGUUCUCGCGUCGGACAUAUUCCAAGAAGAGGACUUACCUGUUGUCAACUUUGCAAUGCCAUCAGUUAACCCAUCACCAUCCACGUCUCGUGCUCCUUCACCUGCUCACCCUUUUUUGUCUUUUUUAAGAGCAGUGAAGGAUCCUCACAACCAACGUCGACUACUUCUCAAGGGACGUCUGUCCAGAGUGGACCAGUCAUCCCUCAACACAUCGUUAAAGACGCAAUGA